AUGUGUGGAGUGCAGAAGCCAUUGCAUUACAUUGCUCAUGUUUUUGCAAACCCAGAAGACUGUGCAAGCUUUGGCAAGGGAGAGAAUGCCAAGAAGUAUAUGCGAACAGAUGACAGCGUGGAGCGUGUGCGAAGAGCCCACCUGAACGACCUGGAGAACAUCGUCCCGUUUCUGGGCAUCGGCCUCCUCUACUCGCUGAGCGGCCCCGACCUCUCCACGGCCCUCCUGCACUUCCGAGUGUUCGUGGGCGCGCGCGUCUACCACACCCUUGCCUACCUGACUCCCCUCCCGCAGCCCAAUCGGGCCCUGGCUUUCUUCGUUGGCUACGGCGUGACUCUGUCCAUGGCUUACAGGGUGCUGAGGAGCAAGCUCUACCUGUAAGAGCCCGCACAGUGAAUGGUCUCUCAGGUUUCGGGGAGGAGCGGAGCUGGGGAAGACCCAUUUCAAAGAUGAUCACAUUAGUUUCUUCUGUUGUUUGUAUCGGGACUAGAAAUUUAACAAAAUCAUCCUUAUAGUUUUGUUUUUUUUAUCUGAUUCUUAAAAAGGUUCUGUUGUAAGUCCUGAUCGUUACAGUGUUUAACAUUCAUCAACAUGUCAUACUGUGGCUCUACAGAAAAGGGAUGGCGUGUAUUAGAGACCUGUCUCUCAAUAGUACAUAUAAUAAAAUUACAAAAGAAGAA
Molecule: messenger RNA, 680 nt
Organism: Jaculus jaculus (lesser Egyptian jerboa)
Lineage: Eukaryota; Metazoa; Chordata; Mammalia; Rodentia; Dipodidae
Gene: Mgst1
Product: microsomal glutathione S-transferase 1
Exons: 3
Coding region: 1-381 (126 amino acids)
Cellular component (GO): mitochondrion; membrane
Molecular function (GO): glutathione transferase activity
Source: RefSeq, a predicted model, not a curated record